Molecule: messenger RNA, 2062 nt
Organism: Neolamprologus brichardi
Lineage: Eukaryota; Metazoa; Chordata; Actinopteri; Cichliformes; Cichlidae
Gene: nr5a5
Product: nuclear receptor subfamily 5, group A, member 5
Biological process (GO): tissue development; hormone-mediated signaling pathway; regulation of transcription by RNA polymerase II
Cellular component (GO): RNA polymerase II transcription regulator complex
Molecular function (GO): nuclear receptor activity; RNA polymerase II cis-regulatory region sequence-specific DNA binding; zinc ion binding
Source: RefSeq, a predicted model, not a curated record
ACAAGAUCAGUCCACAGCCGCUGGUUGGGCCUGCUCACCUGCCACCUGCAGUGUCUGCGGUCUCCUGAUCUCUGCUACAAUGAAGUUCAACCUGGGCUGAGUCCAUGUCCCACUUAUCAAAAUGGAUCUACCAGGUUAUCACCUACAGCAGCACCAGCCUCUUGUUCACCACCCUGGUAACUAUCCAGAGGAUUUGAUCGAUUUGGAGGGAUCAUCAACAUCUCAGGAGCAAAAGCCAGAGGCAGAGAGUAGACUGGACUCAGAGGACAGCUGUCCUGUCUGUGGAGACAAAGUGUCAGGAUACCACUAUGGACUUCUUACCUGUGAGAGCUGCAAGGGCUUCUUUAAACGUUCAGUGCAAAACAACAAACAUUACACUUGUGCAGAGCAACAGAGGUGCCCCAUGAACCUUUCUCAGAGAAAACGUUGCCCAUUCUGCCGCUUCCAGAAGUGUUUAGCUGUGGGUAUGAAGAAAGAAGCGGUCAGAGCAGAUCGUAUGAGAGGAGGCAGGAACAAAUUUGGGCCCCUCUACCGCCGGGACAGACAAAUGAAACAGCAAAAGGUGUAUCACCAGUCAAACACUGAUCCCUACAGGAUUAAGGUAGAAACUGGACAAAUACAUGGUCCCCACGCUCUAAAUGACCUCCAGGUGGUAACCAGCUGCGUCAGUCAUCCAUUAACUUCUGAAGCUGUUAAUCAACCCCACAUGUAUACUUCUUGCAUGGGGCAGUCAAGUGAACCCAUGUCUCUGGACUGCACUGUGAACACUCCUCCAUCCCUGCCUUACCCUGGACUGUACCACUGCACUUUCCCUGGACACCCUGAGGAGAAGCUGGAAGUGCCUUUUGGCUACAGCCCAGUUCCUGUAAACUAUACAGUGCAUUCCACCCCAAACAGCUCAUUCACACCGAGAAGUACACUAGAAUCAUCACCCUGUUCAACAAAAAGCUUAACCACUCCUGUAUCCCAGGCUCCCACUCAAACACCAACCAGCCCUCUAUCAUCAGCGCUUACACCUAACUUCUUAAGCCAACUGUUGGAAGGGGAACAGGAUGAGAGCCAGCUGAAUGCCAAAGUUCUGGCCAGUCUUCAGAGAGAACAGGCCAACCGAGGCAAGCACGACCGUCUGAAUACAUUCAGCAUUAUGUGCAAAAUGGCUGACCAGACUCUGUUUUGCCUAGUGGAGUGGGCCAGAAACAGUUCCCUCUUUAAGGAGCUGAUGGUGGAAGACCAAAUGGUGCUGUUGCAGAGCUGUUGGAGUGAGCUGCUGGUACUAGAUCACUUAUGUAGACAAGUGACAUAUGGCAAAGAAGGCUGCAUAUAUCUGGUCACAGGACAACAGAUUGAGGUGUCAACCAUCAUUUCCCAGGCAGGAGUGACACUGAGUAGCCUGGUAUCAAGGACCCAGGACCUAGUAUCCAAACUUAAGGCACUCCACUUGGACAGACAUGAGUUUGUCUGUCUCAAAUACCUGGUGCUAUUUAACCCCGAUGUGAAGUCAGUGCAUAACCGCAGGCAGGUAGAGCAAACUCAAGAGCGAGUCAACAGGGCGCUGAUGGAGUACACUCAGCGAAAUCAUCCAGGACAUUGUGAUAAGUUUGGCCAGUUGCUUCUUCGGCUGCCUGAAGUUCGCAGCAUCAGCUUGCAAAUUGAGGACUAUUUGUACCAGCGCCAUCUUCAAGGAGAUUUGCCCUGUAACUCUCUACUUACAGAGAUGCUGCACACCAAGCACAGCUGAGAAGAUGAUAUCACUUGUGGUACCAGAGUGGCCACAGUAUGCUGCUGUAAAGUUGGUACGUUCUUUUCUGCCUUCUACAUCCACCUUUCCACUACUUGUUAUGAUUGUUCAAAGUAAGGGAAAAGCUAUCUAUCACAGAUCAUCAGUGCAAAGAAGUAUUUGCGUACCCAUGCAAUGCUUUGGCCAAGUCUACUGCCUGCAGUGUUACCACAGCCAAAUUGCUCAUCAGUUUCUUUAACAGUAUUCUUGAGAAAUGUGAGAACCAAGCACUAACGUGUUGCUUUUAGUAAUCAGGAAGAGCUUAACUGUCUAAAGAGGAAAGAA